Colius striatus (speckled mousebird) is the source of this 3866-nucleotide messenger RNA. It is a transcript of the gene SPRN, whose product is annotated as shadow of prion protein. Gene Ontology annotation, cellular component: membrane; nucleus. Gene Ontology annotation, biological process: protein import into nucleus. The coding region runs from base 641 to 1039 and encodes 132 amino acids. The record is from RefSeq and is a predicted model, not a curated record. NCBI's taxonomy places the organism in Eukaryota, Metazoa, Chordata, Aves, Coliiformes, Coliidae. Gene Ontology annotation, molecular function: nucleic acid binding. The transcript has a single exon.
GCGCGGCCGGAGGGAAGCGGAGCGGCGCGAGGCAGCGGCGGUUCCGGGCCCGGUGAGCCCCGUGGCACGGGGGGGUGGCUGCACGCGGCUGGGGAGGCGUGUGCGUGCUUAGGGGUUUGCCUGUGCCCCGCGGCCGUGCGCUUGCACGCCUGCGUGCCGCUGCAGGGGGGUGUCCGCAGGUGUGCCCGAGGGACGCGCUUGCUUGCCUGUGGGCAGCGUGCAAGUGUGCACACACCCACGAGUAGCCGUGUCCAGCACGACGGUGCGCGUACAAAAGCCUGGCGAGCGUGUCUCAGCCUGGCAAGGGGGUUGCGUGUGCAGCCACGCAUGGACGCGCGCACGCCGGUGCCACCCCUGCACGGGGUGCUUAGGAGUGCACACUUGCAAUAGGGGUGCAGGCGCGCGCGGGAGCAGAGUUGCGUGGUACUGGGGCGUAGGUGGGCAAGCCCCACAGAUCCGUGUGAUCGUCCGCAGCUGCAUGUGCAAGAGCACUUCAUCCAGGCGGGGGGCCGAGGGGAGAGUAUUUAUGUAACCCACGGGCUGCUGCAUGUGACAGGCGUGUGCCAGCCCAGCGCGCGCACGCAGGCCGUGCGGGCACGGCUCCGGCUCGUGCGCGCGUCCGUGUGCCCCCCGUGGCGGGAUGCGGCGGAGCGCGGCGGCGUGCUGCGCGCUGCUGCUGCUGGCCGCCGCCCUCUGCGACACGGUGGCCGCCAAGGGCGGGCGCGGCGGCGCACGUGGGGCCGCCCGUGGCGGGGCCCGCGGAGCCACCCGCGGGCGGGUGAAGGCGGCGAGGCCUCGCUACCACCCACCUGGGGCGGUCCUGCGCGUGGCGGGGGCGGCGGCGGCCGGAGCGGCGGCGGGGACCGCGCUCCGCAGGCCCAGGCUAGCUGCCGAGCUGGAGGCAGGCAACGUCGGCGACUACGGCGACGGCAACUGGACGGCUGCCACCCGCGCCUGGACCUCCGCCGCGCCAGCCCAGGAGCCGCCGCGUUGGGCCGUCUCCUGGCUCUGGCCCCUUGCAGCCGCCCUCCACCGCUGACAGGACCCAGACUGCACUUGGUGCGGCCAACAAUGCCACGAGGCCCGGCCACCACACAGAGCCGAGCUCAGUCCCCGGGAAUAGCAGGGGCUCCCAGGCUAUGCCCAAGGCCUCACAGGCCCCGCACCUUCAACCCGUGCCAUAGCUCCUACCGCCCCCUGGCCCCACACCCUCCUACCCGCCUAUGCUCUCUCUCUGCAGGUCUUGGCAGUGCCCACAUGUAGCAGCAAUAAAGCUGGGCGAACGCAGGUGUGGCUAGACAUAGGGCAAGGGAUUGUGGACAAGGGCCUUGGGAAGGCUGUCACCCCAGAAAGCUUUAUUUUGGGAUGGAGGGUACCAAGCAGGCCAACACCACAGCAAGGAAAUUACUCUUGGGGGUCUUGUCACGUUGGAGGCAGCAGCAGCCAUGCCCCAGGCAGGCACUGCAGAGUGUCACCACGCACAGUGACACCACAGGGCAGCUGUCAUGGCACAGCCUCAGCCCGACUGCGGGGAUCCUGUACCUUCACCCCCUCGCAGCAGCCCACGGCCUGAAACUGGGGCCUGUGCUAGUGGAACUACUUCGAGUUGUGCACCACAGCUCUGUGCUGAGGUGUCCCCAGCCCACACAGCUGCAGGCACUGCCUCACCCCCAUGGGACAAGCCUCAGUCCAGUGUCACUCUGCCCAGGCAUCCUGCCCGGAAGUCCCGCAGGAACUGGUAGGCUGCGGCUGUAUAGUUGAGCAUUUUCACAUUGACGUCCCCUGGAGACAGGGGUGACAGGUGUAGAAGGAGGUGGCACAGGAGCUCAGAGCUACUCCAAGAUCCUCAAAAGCUUUGUCCCUGCACCCCACGUGGUAGAAGCUCCUGUCACACUCACCUGUGCCCGUCAGCACCUUCACCUUCUGCACCUGGCCCUGGGCGAGGGCCACGUGCCUCAGCAGUGUCUCGAUGUCAUUGCAGGCCUUGGCCAGCCCAUAGCGCUGAACGUACCUGCCAAGAAAGGUGGCUCACACCCUACACCAUUGUUUCCCCUCCUGCCACUCCCUUGGGGCAGCCGCUCCACCCCCAACUUGGGACCAAGACCUGUUAACACAAGCCUGGGACCCUUCCCAGUUCUCCCAGUGGCUCACUCAAACUGCUGGUGCUUGUUCAGGGCAUACAGGAGGUAGUCGGCCAUGAUGUCCUCCCCUACCAGGUGGUCAUGGAUGGCUCCUGGAAAAGAGAGUCAAACCCCAGCUCCCCCUAGCCCUGCUCCAAGCCCCAGCAUCUACGACAGCCCAUGCUGAUCUGGAGGACUUGCAACCAGCACGCUCCUAACCCAGCCUCAAGUACCAGGCCCACAGGGGAUUUGAAACCCUGUUUGGGGACUGUCCCUGGCCACGACCUCUGCCUCACCACACACUGCCAGCUUUAUGCCUGUCUCCACGUCCUUCAGCCUCGGGGGCAGCACACCAGGUGUGUCCACCAGGUACAUCAGGGGCUUCUCACAGACCUGGGAUGGGGAGGCAGCGCAGUGAGGACAUGCUGCUCAGAACUAGCACCGAAAACUCUGGCGUGGCUAACGAGCAAGACACUGAGCUCUUUCAUUAAGGUCUUGAGGAAAGGGGACCCAAACAGCCCCCUGAGAUCAACUCUGCCUGCCUCAAGGUUUCUCAGAGGUUCUGUAAGAGGAUGUGGCCAGUCAGCAACCAGCACCCACUCAGCUGCCCGUGCCAUGGGGACCAUACCUGGAUUCUGGUUAGCACUGCCUUGGUGACGCCUGGUUCACCACCAACUGCGGUAGCUUUCCCUUUGGGGAAAGAAGAGACACUGUGAAGAGAAGCAAGUGACGGUCCACCCUGCUGCCUGCUCCAACCCUGUGCUGGCUCCCCCUUGACCCUGGGCAUCAGAGAGAAAUACCCUUUUUGAGGUGCAGCCUCCGCAGGGAGUUGAUUAGAGAGGACUUUCCCACGUUGGGCACACCAAUCACCAGGAUGCUGUACUCGUUGCUCUGGAAGCAAGGAGGAUGCAGGCAAGGAACAGCCAGUUAUCGGCCACCCAGCCCUGGAGUGACAGGCAGCCACAUUAGCAAAACAACCUGGCCUUUCCUAGUCAUUUUAGCACGUGUGCUAGCAUCUUUGUCCCUCCAGCUGGAGGUGACCUGCAGAUAAGCCACCUUAAUCCCUGUACGCACGCUGGCAGCCUUGCUGCCAUGUCUCACCUCGGCCCUAUGAUAGCGUGGGCUGUUGGCCACCAGCUUGGCAACCAGGGGAACAAUCUGCAGAGAAACAUGAAGGAGCUGGAACCAUGGCUCUGCACCCAGGCUGGCAGUAGCCAUUGGCUUGGAGAACACUGUGCCCGGAAAAUAUAUGAAGGCCAAGCAGAGGACAGGGUGCCAUAGGAAAACUGGAACUGAAGAUAAUUCUGGGCCAGCUCGCAUCACCUCCUAACACUGAGGCCCUGAGGCCUCUCCAUUUUGCUAGGAGACAGGCACACAGCCCUCAGCUGCCAGCAGCAACAGCCACAGCUGGGUGUGGGGCUCCUGGCUCAUUACCUUCUUGACGUUGCCAUCGUGCUGACAAUCGGUGAAAACAACAUGCGAGCAUCCUUGCUGCUUCAGGUGUUCCAAGGUUGUCUGAAGGGGACAGGCAGAUGCAUUGGUGGCAUUCACAUGCAGUCACCAUGUAGCUCCUCAGCCAACCCUACCUCUGCCCUCACCAGCUGCCGGUGGGGAUCGGCAAGGUCCAUCUUGUUCAGCACAAGGAUGUGUGGGCGGAUGCCCAGCACCUCCUGCAGCUCGGGGUUACGGCCCGACAGAGGGAUGUGGACGACGCUAAGGAGAGUGACUGAUGGUGUGGGAGUUGGU